AUGGCGGCCGAAAGCGUCGCCGAACAGCGGGAUGAGAAGCCUCAGAGCGAGAAGGUGGACAUCCACCAGUCUGAGGUUCUGGAUAACCCUGAGCUUAUGCAUGAAGCCUUUGAUGGUGAGAAUUAUGAGCAUCAAAUGGGUGUCUGGGAGGCUGCGAAGCAGUACCCCUGGGCUUGUUUCUGGGCCUUCCUCAUGUGCUUCACCAUUGUCAUGGAAUCCUUCGACAUGUUCCUCAACACCAACUUCGUCGCACUCGAUCACUUCUCCAAGGUCUUCGGCGUCGAAACCUCACCCGGUGUCUGGGCCAUCCCGACCAAAUGGCAAAGUGCUCUAUUCCAAUCUGGCCAAUGCGGUGCCUUCGUCGGUGUGUAUCUGGCCGGACCGAUCACUAACAGGAUCGGAUACCGCUGGACGACUAUGCUAGGUCUUGUUCUCAUGAAUGCGACAAUUUUCAUCUCGUUCUUCGCGAACUCCCUCACCCUCCUCGUGGUCGGCCAAGCCCUAGAAGGUGUCCCAUGGGGUUUCUUCAUUGCCAACUCCCCAGCCUACGCCAGUGAAGUCGUCCCUCUGCCCCUUCGCGCUGCAGUCACGGCCACCCUGCAAAUGAGUUGGUCCAUUGGUUCCAUCAUCGUCGCGGGCGCCACCUACGGUUACAACUCUCUCACUACGGAGUGGGAAUGGCGCGCACCACUUGCCUUGCAGUGGAUCUUCCCGACUCCCCUCAUGGUCCUCCUCUUCUUCGCCCCCGAAUCCCCCUGGUGGCUCAUCCGCCGCGGCCGCAAAGAAGAGGCCCUGAAAUCUAUCAAACGCCUGGGCGCCAAAACCGAAGAACAAGCCCACCAAUCCCUCGCCAUGAUCGAGCGUACCGUCAAGAUCGAAGAGGAAACAGGCGGUAAUCCCACGCUUCUCGAUCUCUGGAAGGGUACCGAUCGCAGACGAACAAUCAUCACCUGUCUCAUCUAUGCGUCGCAAAACUUUGCGGGUAACUUGAUUGCGAACCAGGCCACUUAUUUCUUCGAGCGUGAGUCCCUACCCCCAUCCUUGACUUUCCCAGUGGUCUCUCUCUCUGACUUGUCAAUGUAUAAAGAGGCCGGUAUCUCCGCCGACAAAUCCUUCCAACUGAACCUCAUCACCACCUGUCUCCAAUUCGUUGCCAACGCCGUCUCCUGGGUCCUGACCUCCUGGUUCCGCCGGCGCACCGUCUUCCUCUACGGCACCGCCACGAACAUCACCUUCCUCUUCAUCCUCGGUAUCAUCGCCUCCGUACCACAGAACCACAAGACGAACUACGCGCAAGCCUGUCUCGGCGUGAUCAUCUCCGUGGUCUACGCCGGCGCACAAGGUCCCAUCUCGUACACCAUCAUCUCCGAGACAUCGUCGGUGCGACUCCGCGCGUUGAGUACAGCCGUUGGACGGUCCGCAUACUACAUAACUGAAAUCCCGAUGAUUUAUCUCUCGUCGCGGAUGCUCAAUACCACGGGAUGGAACUUGGCCGGCAAGUGCGGGUAUGUUUGGGGAUGUACCGCGCUGGUGGUGUGGAUUGGGGCGUACUUUGGAUUGCCGGAGUUGAAGCAUCGGUCGUAUCGUGAGGCGGAUAUUCUCUUUAAAAGAAAGAUAUCGGCGAGGAAGUUCAAGACGACAGAGAUUGGGGUCGAUGAGAAUGAGUAG
Aspergillus piperis CBS 112811 is the source of this 1668-nucleotide messenger RNA. Its product is annotated as putative MFS maltose transporter. The transcript has 4 exons. Gene Ontology annotation, molecular function: carbohydrate:proton symporter activity. Gene Ontology annotation, cellular component: membrane. Bases 1 to 1668 code for a protein of 555 amino acids. The record is from RefSeq and is a predicted model, not a curated record. Gene Ontology annotation, biological process: carbohydrate transport; transmembrane transport. Lineage: Eukaryota; Fungi; Ascomycota; Eurotiomycetes; Eurotiales; Aspergillaceae.